This is a messenger RNA of Cydia pomonella (codling moth), 881 nucleotides long. RefSeq lists its product as uncharacterized. NCBI's taxonomy places the organism in Eukaryota, Metazoa, Arthropoda, Insecta, Lepidoptera, Tortricidae. The coding region runs from base 97 to 771 and encodes 224 amino acids. The record is from RefSeq and is a predicted model, not a curated record. The transcript has 2 exons.
UCUACACCCCACCCCUCCACUGAAUUUUUCUGCUAUAAAAGAGCAUGUUGAACCAUAUUCCCACUACAGUGUCACAACGAAUAUUGCGUUGAAAUCAUGGAUCCGCAAGCUUCAUCACAUACCAAAUCCGACAACAAUACCAUCACCACUUGGUGCUGCCAGUGCUGGUUGUCCACCACCACAAGCGGCGGCGGCGGCGGCUGUGACGGUGGCUGUAGCAGCUCCACUUCGCAAUCGUCACCCGGACCACAACCGAUGGCAACAGCAAAGGCACUGUUAAAACAAGACGAUGGGGACAAGGGAAAAACAAACUGCCUAGAGAGCGCUUCUGAGAGCGAUACGAGCGAUGAAAUGAAAUCUUUUUAUCAAGGAUGUAAAAGCAAGUGGAUAAAAGCGUUCCAGAACAAUACUCUGAUUAAUAGAUGGCGCCUCCCCAUGCCAUUUCACACAUUUAGAGCGGAAGUAGCGAGAUUGUUAAAACGAUUGUAUAUGGAAGGUCACCAUGACGAUUGUCAUAUUUACCCGUUAAUUGUAAUGUGGGACGAUUUAAACGAUGACGUAGAAGAGAUAGUGGGAGAUGCUCAAAUCAACUAUCAAGACUGGAUUGCGUUAUUAGGUGGCGUUACAGCGGAACUAUUUUCACGCGUGGUGUUCAAUACUAAAUCUUUUAAUUAUUUAAUCAAUGUAAUAUUUUGUGUGCUAGGUCCAAACAUAAUAGCUUCCGGUGAUUAUGAAUGUGAACCUAAAUGUAAGAAUGCUCGUACAUAUUAAGGUGAUGAUGCAUUUAUUCCUUGUCAUUGUUUAAUUUUAAAUUGUUAGCUCGCUGCGAAUGUAAAUGUUUUAAUGUACACGUAUUAAUAAUAAAUUCAUAUUACUGAAUA